Rhagoletis zephyria (snowberry fruit fly) is the source of this 855-nucleotide messenger RNA. NCBI's taxonomy places the organism in Eukaryota, Metazoa, Arthropoda, Insecta, Diptera, Tephritidae. The record is from RefSeq and is a predicted model, not a curated record.
AUGAUGAUGUCAGACAUUGUUCGUCGGCCAUCGGAUCAGUGUUCCCCCAAAACUAGUCCGCGGGGUAAUCGCUCUCCGGUGGUGCCCAGACAGGACUCAACGGGCACACUGAAGACGACGAUCUCACUCGGCAAAACGCCCUCCAUCGUCCACAGUGGACCCUUCUACCUGAUGAAAGAGUUACCUGCGCCCAGCGAGCUGACUGGUGCCACGAACCUCAUCCAGUACCACAAUUUGGAGCACUCCUUCAACAAGUUUUGCGGUCGAAAGAUCAAGAACCAGCUCAGUUUCUUUUUGCCAAAUCUCCCCGGAAACAUUGACGUGCCUGCAUCAAAAGAUGAUAGUUCACUUCGGAAGUUGAUUGAAAAUCCACCCAUUACUUCAAUAGAAAUUGUACCUCUCACCAAACAGCAACUUGACUCUGCAUUUCGACUGCACGUUGGACCUAUCCCUGAGCAGUACCGCUUUAUGAGCAACCAAACGCCACAGCGAAAGAAACACAAGAAAAAGAAACUGAAAAGCGGCGACACACCGCUGCACGAUUCGCACAGUGAAAUCAGCAACGACAUUGGCAGCAGCAGUAGAGAUCACGAAAAGAAGCACAAAAAGCAGAAACGGCAUGAGGAGGAAAAGGAACGACGGAAGAAGAAGAAGGAUAAGAAAAAGAAGAAACACCGCCUCUCACCCGAACCGCACAUGGGCAUGUCCAGUGACAAUGCACUCACUGGUGGUGCUAGUCCGAUGACUGGCGGCGGUGGCUCUCUCAGCUCGCUGAUAGGCGGUGGCAGCAAUGGCUUCUCCGGUGUCGGUUCAACCUCCAACGGCCUCAAUGGCUCCCUUGGUCGACCGCUUUGA